CUCAAACGCACAUGUUGUUUUCCUCUUUUCAAGUGUGUUGAAACAAAAACUUAGAAAGAACAAUAUGGUUAAUAACUUAUUUGAAUAAACAAUUUUGAAUUUCUGCAAGGGCCUCUAAGCUCUAAUGUAGAUGUUUCUACAGUGAUAAAGAAAAGAGGUGGGUAUUGGUACUGGUAUUGGUAUAGAGAGGAAGGAAUAAAAUAUCAGUGUGAUUGAAGAAAGAGAGUGAGUGGGUAUAUGGAGUUGAGCAGGUAUCGAGGUUGAUGGAAAUCUCCAACCCUUGAUCUGCCUUGAUUAUAUGUUUGCCUUCGUUACAGUAGUUUCACUGUUUGAAAAGUAGUCUUUAUCCCUUCAAUAAUUUUAAUAGAUAGUCCCCACAUGUUAGAACUAAAGCUGGAAACUCGCGCACGUUAUGUGCAUUUUAUAGCAAACACCGCCUCACUUUCAAACUGUGGAGGGCAAAGAAGGAUGGAGAAAAGGGAAGAAGAAAGGAAGACUCAUGUUAAAAGAGGGUUGUGGAAACCUGAAGAAGACAUGAUACUUCGAAGCUAUAUCGACACUCAUGGAGAAGGAAACUGGGCAGACAUCUCUCGUAGAUCCGGAUUGAAGAGAGGAGGUAAAAGCUGUCGGUUGAGAUGGAAGAACUACCUAAGACCAAACAUCAAAAGAGGAGGCAUGACGCCUCAAGAACAAGACCUCAUCAUCCGCAUGCAUAAGCUUCUCGGCAACCGAUGGUCGUUGAUCGCAGGUCGCCUUCCGGGUAGGACUGACAACGAAGUCAAGAACUACUGGAAUACCCAUUUGAACAAGAAAUCCAGUUCCAGGAAACAAAAUGCAACUGAAUCAGUGGAAGCCUCUCCAUGGGUCGACAAGCCAGUUAUGUCUACAGAAGUGAGAGGAAGCCAUGGAGGAGGAGGAGGAGGAGGAGAGGGAGAAGAGGACACUACCACUACCUGGAUGGAGGAGACCAACUUCUUCGCCCGCAUAGAAUCUCCCCUGCCUCUCACUGCUCAUCAUAACCCAGACACUCUUUUGUUUGACCCAUCUUUUGCCUUCACCGAUUGCUUUCCUCUGCUUUAGCCUUUAGGACUUUCCUGAUUCUAUCUCUGAGCGAUAAAUUCUUGCAUAGACUUUGCGAAUCAUAUUAUACAAUUAGUCUAAGCAAGAAUUAAUCAUGAAUUGUAAUAAGCCCUGAUUCAUUGUGGAUCCUAUCCUUAUCUUAUCAAA
Molecule: messenger RNA, 1227 nt
Organism: Brassica napus (rape)
Lineage: Eukaryota; Viridiplantae; Streptophyta; Magnoliopsida; Brassicales; Brassicaceae
Product: transcription factor MYB82
Exons: 3
Coding region: 379-1080 (233 amino acids)
Biological process (GO): cell differentiation
Cellular component (GO): nucleus
Molecular function (GO): transcription cis-regulatory region binding
Source: RefSeq, a predicted model, not a curated record